AUGAGUCAAGUUCCUAUUGUUAAGGCAUUUGAUAUGCCAGAAGAAUUGAAAGAAGAAGUUUUUACUGUGAGUUUAGAAGCGAUGGAAAACUCUAUGUUGGAACGUGAGAUUGCCGCUACUAUUAAGAAGGAGUUGGAUAAGAAAUGUGGCAAAACAUGGCAUGUUAUUGUGGGUAAGAAUUUCGGUAGUUACGUUACCCAUGAAAAGGGAUGUUUUAUUUAUUAUUAUAUCGGUUCGUAUGCGUUUUUAGUUUUCAAAUCAGCUUAA
This is a messenger RNA of Henningerozyma blattae CBS 6284, 267 nucleotides long. It is a transcript of the gene DYN2, whose product is annotated as dynein light chain. The transcript has 3 exons. The record is from RefSeq and is a predicted model, not a curated record. The coding region runs from base 1 to 267 and encodes 88 amino acids. Gene Ontology annotation, cellular component: cytoplasmic dynein complex. Gene Ontology annotation, biological process: microtubule-based process; cilium assembly. Gene Ontology annotation, molecular function: dynein light intermediate chain binding; dynein intermediate chain binding. Lineage: Eukaryota; Fungi; Ascomycota; Saccharomycetes; Saccharomycetales; Saccharomycetaceae.